AUGAGUCGGCCGGAGCACCUUCUCCCCGCGGACGUUUAUUAUGGAGAAGAAGAGACGCAGCGCUACGCCCGCAGCUCCCGCAUGCAUGCAGUGCAGCGGCAGCUGGCAGAAAGGGCUCUGGAGAUGCUGCUGCUGCCGGAGGACGAAUACCUGAACUGUAGAGUUCUGUGUACGAUCCAUCGACGACAGGAAGCCAGAGAGUUGGAGAACCUGGAAGCUGCAGAUGCUCUGCUCGCGGACUUGGGAAAACCCUUCUACUUCAGGCCAGGCACAUUUGACGGGGCCAUUUCUAUCAGCGCCAUUCAGUGGCUCUGUUCAGACAUUAAGUCGGAUAUAGCCGACGCUGUACGUACACCCGAAAACACAGCAGCAGCAGCAGCAGCAGCAGCAGCGGGAGCAGCAGCGGGAGCGGAAGCAGCGGGGGGGAGCAGCGGCGGGGGUGAGGAAGAGGACAUGGACGAGGAUGAGGCCUCGGACCAGCAGCUGCUGCUGCUGCAGCAGCAGCAGCAGCAGCAGCGGCAGCGCAGGCCCGCACACGCUGCUUCUUCCUACAGACGCCAAACUUGCUUCUUUGAACAUCUCGCGAGAGCGCUGAAGCCCGGAGCUCGAGCAGCCUUACAGUUUUACCCAGACAGCGCGGAGCAGCUCGAAAGCCUGACUUCUGCUGCUCUGCGCAGCGGCUUCGAGGGUGGCCUUGUAGUUGACUUUCCCAAUUCAACCAGAGCCAAAAAGUACUUCUUAUGUUUGUGGCUGCCAGGAGGCCACGCGCGGAAGCUGCAGCAGCUGCCGAAAGCCCUGGGCACUUCUGCGAUUAUCAACGAAGGAAGAGAACGGCCUCUGGUAUCUGGGCGGAGAGCGAAGAAACAAAUUUCUAAGAAGGAAUGGAUCGCCAAGAAGAAAGAGAAACAAAGCGUGAAGGGAAAGAAAGUUCGGCCAGACUCGAAGUACUCUGGAAGAAAAAGAAAAGACAAAUUUUGA
This is a messenger RNA of Eimeria necatrix, 978 nucleotides long. RefSeq lists its product as hypothetical. Lineage: Eukaryota; Apicomplexa; Conoidasida; Eucoccidiorida; Eimeriidae. Bases 1 to 978 code for a protein of 325 amino acids. Gene Ontology annotation, molecular function: rRNA (guanine) methyltransferase activity. Gene Ontology annotation, cellular component: nucleolus. Gene Ontology annotation, biological process: rRNA (guanine-N7)-methylation. The transcript has 9 exons. The record is from RefSeq and is a predicted model, not a curated record.